AUGGAUGAAAUCGGUGCAAAACAGUUCGACGAACUUCGCGAUCGACGAAGUCAACAAGCCGGAAGUGACGACGGUUUACGAAGGACAUCUCGGACCCGGAAGGUGCCGCGUGAGUACGCAGAAUAUUUAAAUGAAAUACAUUCCAAAGGACUAAAGCAUGAAUUAUUAAAACUUUCGCAAAUUAUUGAAGUAUCUACAGAGUCUUUAAAAACUUAUGAUUAUAGUAAUAUUGAGACUACAGAAAUUGAAAAAACUUUGGACACUAUACAUUCAAAGUGGGUUAAGUACCUCAAAGUACAUGAAGAUUAUUCUCAGCUGAUUAAUAACACGCGUGACUUGGAGCGUCUUAGCAUCCAACGUCAAAGUCUCGAACGAAAAAUAAAUGAAUGUAAUCAACUAGCUAUUGGUCAACUUAACAAGAGCAUUCGCAGUUUACAGAGAGACUCAAAGUUUGAGAAUGGUCUUCACCUUAAGGAUGAUGAUAAACUUUCUGUGUCAGUACAAAGUAGUGUUUCCAUGUCAAGGUCGUCAAAGAGUAGACGUUCAGGGGGGUCCUCUGUGUCGUCUAGGGUGAAGACGGCGGCUCGUUCAGCAGAAUUAGCAAGGUUGAAACUAGAGCAGGCAGAGAGAAGAGCAAAAGCAAAGGAAAAACAAAUGCAAGAACAGAUAGAACGUGAGUUACAAGAUUUACGGGACCAAGCAGAGUAUUCUCAGUUAGAAGCCGAACUUUUGGCAGCCGAUCAGGCAGACGAAAGAUAUAGUGACUGCGGAAGCAUGCGUAGUUUAUCAAAGGUUGUAGCUGGUAACAGGGUUAAUAUGAAGGUAGAAGUAAAAAAUUCGACACCACAGGACAGAGCUUUCUACAAGACAGAUCACCCCUCAACUCGGCCUGAGUUAGUCAAAUCGCCACCCGAAUCAGUGGUCGAUAGCAAGCAAGGGAUUGCGUCCCUUUCUGAGAAAUGCAAUGACACGGAGCCAUCUUCACCCGAGUUUAAACCAAGCGUUGACAAAACUAAACCUGAUUUAACAACUACAUUACUCGAAAUGAAUCAGCAAUUGGUUAGUGCCAUGAAGCAGGGAACAGAAACAACCACUGUUAUGAAAGCCAUGUUACAGCGGCAAGGGAUUCCGAAACCCCAGCCAAUGAAAUUUAGAGGUGACCCUGCUCAGUUUCCUGUUUUUAAGAAGCGGGUGGAGGUUUGGUUAAACGAAAGAGAGUUUGAUGAAAGAGAAAAAAUAACUCGUCUUCUCAGUUUCGUAGAAGGUGAUGCUAGAGACGCAAUUGAACAUUGUGAACUGAAAUCAAACAGUUUUAGUCAAGCCAUGAAAAUAUUAGAGUCUCAGUAUGGUCAUCCUUCUAGCGUAGUCAAGGCAUCCCUAAAACGAGUCACGGUGGGUCCUCGCAUUGAAAGGGGAGACAACAACUCUCUCGCUAAGCUCAGAAAUAAUUUACGUUCCUGUUUAGAAGUCUUAAAGGACAAUGAGAAUUACAAACACGAAAUUAAUGCAUCAUCUAACGUUGAAAGAGUUGUUGAUCGUUUGCCAAUGCACAUGCAGAUAGAAUGGGUAAAGAAACUUCCGAAAAUUCGUGAUGAAACCAAAUUGAACCCCACAUUACAGCAUGUUCUAGAGCUAGUAGAAAGACAACUCAGAAUCAUGAACGAUCCCCAGUAUGGACACAUUUUGACUACAAAGAGGAAACCAAUUGACCCCAAGAACAGGCUACCGAAGCCAUCACCUAAACCACCACUUCAGAAUCAGAUCUCGACGUUGACAACAAACCUCGAAAACUCCGGCUUUUGUCCGUGUUGCAAGGGUAAACAUUCACUCACAAACUGUGACUCCUUUGUUAAGAAAACAUCUGAAGAGCGAUGGGAAAUCGUAAAGAAUUUAAAGCUUUGCCAUUUAUGCCUUGCGUCGGGACACAUGAAGGCCCAGUGUAUAUCAACCACCAUUUGUAAAUGUAAAGCUACCUACAAGCAUCACCCACUCCUUCAUCGAAGAAUUUCGCCACCAAAGGAUAACUCUAAAUUCCAGUCUAAUGAUCGUGAAUCCUCCAAUACCACUCAAAGACAACCAGAGAAAGACAAAGAGAAACCAGAAACAGCUGGAUCUGAAUCACCCAAAUCCAAAUUUGGAAAGGACAGUCAACAAGAUUCGAUGGCAUCUUAUACGACAAUGACGCAAGGAAAGGAAAAUCACGUACUUUUACACGUUGUACCUGUUAAAGUGUUAACGAAGGAUGGAAACUCGGUCACGACAUAUGGACUACUUGACAAUGCAAGCCGUGGAACUAUAGUUGAUGCGAAAUUGGCAGAGAAACUGAACGUGAAAGGAACUAAACAGUCAAUCGCCGUUACAACAGUGCUUGGAACACAGGAAUGCGAAUUUGAAUCAGUGUCCCUUUUGCUUCAGGCUGCAGAAGCCGCAGAUUCUGACCCAAUAUUGGAAGUGAGCGAAGGACUAGUGAAGGAGCUUGACAUGAAUGAAAGAAUUCUCCCAAAUGAGAUUGACUGUCAAGGAUAUGAGCAUUUGGCUGAUAUAACGAUGCCUGAAGUCGAACUUAAGCGUAUUUCUAUAAUCAUCGGGGAAGAUGUAAAGGGAGCACAUAUUGUGCGCGAAGUUAGGGUAUCCGAAACCUCGGAAUGUGAGCUGUAUGCAACCAGAACAGCGCUUGGUUGGACUGUUGCUGGUAGUGUGAAUACGACUAACGCUGGUCAGAAAGAGUUAUCAGUGAACUUUCUUGAUACCACCAAUCAGAUGCUCAAUCGACAAGUAGAGAAAUUUUGGGAAAUCGAAACAUCAGGAUUGAGGGAGAACGAUUUGAGGAAGGCUGCAUCAGUUGAAGAUCGUCGAGCCGAGAAUAUUCUUCAAAGAAGCACAAAACUUGUAGACGGACAUUAUGAAACAGAAUUAUUGUGGAAGGACGCUU
Paramuricea clavata is the source of this 2932-nucleotide messenger RNA. The record is from the annotation of a GenBank genome assembly. Lineage: Eukaryota; Metazoa; Cnidaria; Anthozoa; Malacalcyonacea; Plexauridae.